Molecule: messenger RNA, 741 nt
Organism: Fulvia fulva
Lineage: Eukaryota; Fungi; Ascomycota; Dothideomycetes; Mycosphaerellales; Mycosphaerellaceae
Exons: 3
Coding region: 1-741 (246 amino acids)
Molecular function (GO): phosphatidylcholine lysophospholipase A1 activity
Source: RefSeq, a predicted model, not a curated record
AUGGACACGCCCAAACAGCCCGCUAAUCUGGCCCCUCCAACCAAGCCAUCACUACUCCGGCAUCACCAAGACCACUUGAGAAUCCUCGCCUUCGGAAACUCCCUCACAGAAGGCUACACCGACUUCGGCAUGCGAUUCCAUCCCUACGGCAACGCUCUCAAGUCCAAGCUCUCAGCCCUCGCUCCCGACCUCACAAUCUCAGUCGACAUCAACGGGCAAAGCGGCGACUGUGUCCUGGACUCUCUUCAACCGACUACUCAACGCGAUCGGAUCAAGAGAGCAUGGCAAUACUUGGCCAUAGUACUUGGCGGGACCAAUGACCUUGCCCACAAGCUCGAGAGGGGCCUUGAAGGCUCGGAGGAGAUUUUCCAGGGGUUGCGCCCGCUGUAUGAGCAUGUUCUGAAUGCUGGGACGAGUUUGAUUGUCAUGACUGUGCCGGAGCGAGCUAUUGAUACUAGGAGUUCUGAUCUUGCAGUGAAGGCGCACGCUAAUAGGGAGCAUCUCAAUCGCUUGAUUGUGCAAUGGGCAGCAGACUCUCGUCUGCAUAGAGAACAGAUUGAUGGCCCGAAAGUGUACUUCUUUGAUCUUGCUGCUUUGGUUCCAUUCCCGAGGAAUGAGGAUGAUGGUGAUACGACACCGGCUGAGGGAGGGAUGUGGUCACUCGAUGAUCUGCACAUGACAUCCAGGGGUUACGACUUUGUCGGAAACGAGCUCGCGGCUUUCAUCAAGAAUCUACUGUAA